UCAGGAAACAAUUUUUAGCCCAAUUCAAACAACUGAGUAAGAUAUUGCAUCCAUCCAAUUCCAAGAUUAACCUUUUCCCCUUUCAGAACUCCUUCUCUUCCUAGUUCAUCUUUUAUUGGCCUUGCUUUUUAAAAAUUCAAAAUGUUUUGUUUUACUAUAUUCUAAUGUACUUGUAAACUGCUUCAAAUCUCAGAUCCCUUGUGGGAUGUGAACCUAAAUAUCUGUAUUUGUAAACUGCUUCAAAUCUCAAAUCCCUUGUGGGAUGUGAACCUAAAUAACAAACAGAAAAGGUCUCUAAAAUAAAAGAUAUGUUUUGAGAAUGGAGCAUUUCAGUGGGAAAACGCAUGCCAUAGUAAACUAUGUGUGUAUUCAGGAAGACGAAGGAAGACAAAGAGUUUUAAAGGAAAAAAAAAUGAGGAUGGUUACACAUUGUUUUGAAAUAAUUAUCUUAGCUACAAAGGUCAAUAACAAGGGUGACGUCACUUAAAGGUUGGACAGGCAGUUUCUGGGCAGACAUCCUUGCAGAGGUUUUGUAUAAGGUCGCGAUGGUCUUUGUGCAACGUUGUGGUUUUUACAGUCUUUGUUUUCAGGCAUACAAGCAUGAGUACCCUCUCUUCAUAGCCUUUCCUGGCUCUAUUUGUCAGAGUUUUUGUUUGUUUGUUACCCAAAUGCAGUAAGUCAGUACUGAUUGGAUCUUGGCUCAAGUGAAAACAUCUACUUACAAAAAUGGCAAGAACAACUGAAGACAAUUUUUGUAAGCAACGUUGUAUUCUACAUUCAUUUUGCUUUGGUUUUAAUUUUUUUAAUUGACAAAUAAUAACUGUCAUAUUCAUUGGGUACAUAGUGAUAUUUCUAUACAUAUGGAAUGUAGUGAUCAGGUUAGGGUAACUAGCAUAUCCAUUAUCCAACUGAGGACAUCUAGUAUGGCCCAGGUAUUAAAUAGUAUUAGUAAACGAUUGUUAAUUUUCUGAAGACUUGGUAAUAGUAUUAUGAUUAUGAAAAAAAGUCCUUAUUUUUAGAGAUGCACACUGAAGUACGCAGGGGUGUGGUGUCUCAUCUGCAACUUUAGGAUGAUUCAGCAAAAAAAAAAAAUUUACAAGCAUUUAUGUAAAGAUAAAGCAAAUAUAGCAAAAUGUUGUGUUGAACUGUUGAGGCUGGGUAUUGGGUGGUAUUGAAUUAGGGUGGAUAAAUCUAGAGACUGUUGUUAUUUUUGCCGCUGUUAUUAUGACAUCACCAGAAAGCUGGAAUUAUUCCCACGCUAAAGCACCCUGAAAUCUCGCGACACUACGGCCUGGUGGCGCGCGAAACGCGGUGGGCGGGGCUGGGGCGAAAACCACUGACUUCCGGCUACGCCGUUGUCUGGGUGGCGCGGUCGAGUCAUCGCAGGGCCUCACCGCUUCGUUCUCCCGUUCCUCCCCGCGCCUUGGCGCGGGGGGUCGACUAGCCAAGUGAGUUGGGAGGCGACUCGGACCUUUCCCUGCAUUUCGUUUCGGCCAGUGCCGGGGGCUACCCGCCCUGGGGCCUGGGAUCCUUGGGGCCCGUGAGGCCCACUCUUAGCGGCCGGGGCCUACCGCGGCCCGCCGCUGGCCCUCAUGAGGCAUAGCCUGACCAAGCUGCUGGCAGCCUCGGGCAGCAACUCCCCAACCCGUAGUGAGAGCCCGGAGCCGGCUGCAACUUGUUCGCUGCCCUCUGACCUGACCCGGGCUGCAGCGGGGGAGGAGGAGACGGCGACGGCCGGAUCUCCCGGCCGCGAGCAGCAGUUUGGCGACGAAGGGGAGUUGGAAGCCGGGAGGGGGAGCCGCGGCGGCGUGGCCGUGCGCGCGCCCUCGCCCGAGGAGAUGGAGGAGGAGGCGAUCGCCAGUCUCCCGGGGGAAGAGACGGAGGAUAUGGACUUUCUGUCUGGGCUGGAACUGGCGGAUCUCCUGGACCCCAGGCAACCGGACUGGCACCUGGACCCCGGGCUUAGCUCGCCGGGGCCUCUCUCCUCGUCUGGCGGAGGCUCGGAUAGCGGCGGCCUGUGGAGAGGGGACGAUGACGAUGAGGCCGCGGCUGCUGAAAUGCAGCGCUUCUCUGACCUGCUGCAAAGGCUGUUAAACGGUAUCGGAGGCUGCAGCAGCAGCAGUGACAGUGGCAGCGCCGAAAAGAGGCGGAGAAAGUCCCCAGGAGGAGGCGGCGGUGGCGGCAGCGGUAACGACAACAACCAGGCGGCGACAAAGAGUCCCCGGAAGGCGGCGGCGGCCGCUGCCCGCCUUAAUCGGCUGAAGAAGAAGGAGUACGUGAUGGGGCUGGAGAGUCGAGUCCGGGGUCUGGCAGCCGAGAACCAGGAGCUGCGGGCCGAGAAUCGGGAGCUGGGCAAACGCGUACAGGCACUGCAGGAGGAGAGUCGCUACCUACGGGCAGUCUUAGCCAACGAGACUGGACUGGCUCGCUUGCUGAGCCGGCUGAGCGGCGUGGGACUGCGGCUGACCACCUCGCUCUUCAGAGACUCGCCCGCCGGUGACCACGACUACGCUCUGCCGGUGGGAAAGCAGAAGCAGGACCUGCUGGAAGAGGACGACUCGGCGGGAGGAGUCUGUCUCCAUGUGGACAAGGAUAAGGUGUCGGUGGAGUUCUGCUCGGCGUGCGCCCGGAAGGCGUCGUCUUCUCUUAAAAUUUUCUUUUUUAGGUGAUUUCCUUCCUGCCAGGCUCCGUUGUAGGGGUUACAGAACAGUCGUUCCCGCCUCACAACCUGUGGAUACAGCUGUUGGGGCAGAAGAGACGGGACCAGCUGCUGGCCACAUUUCCUGCUUUAUUUUAAAAGGUAGUAUAAGAAAUGAGGAAAAAGAGGUAAUAUCAGGGCUUCUGCUGUUUUUUAUUUUUAACAUGUUCAUAAUUAAAAAGUAUUUUCCAGCAGUCCAAAGAUGUAAGUUAUCUUACACAUAAAAUGUUUUAUUUUGUUAUUUGGUUAUGAAAAUGGAAUCCUUGUUCUUGCACAACUGUAAAUGUUUUGUUGCUAGAUAAUACGAUUUGAGACCUGAAUUGGUCUUUGGUUUCCAGUGCAUCACAGCAUAUUUUGUAAAAUCAUCUACUACUGCACUUGAGCAUGAAUGGGUAGUAGCCAAACUCACAAAUUGGAGUGAUGAACCUGCUUAUACCUAAGGGCAGGAGCAAGCCCCUCACAAUGCAGCUGCAUGGGUUUUUAGUGCCUACUGAAUUAUAUAUAUAUAUAUAUAUAUACAUAUAUAUAUAUAUAUAUAUAUAUAUAAACCAAAAGUAGUUGGAAAGAUUAUUUGAAAUGACUAAUUUGUGCUAUCUUUAUGAAAUAUGUUAAAUGUAGCUUUUUUGAAACAGAAGCCUUGAAUUGAAAUUUAACUAAUACUUGAACAUUUUGUAUAUAUUUCUUUGUAUAUAAUUUUGUGCAGUACCAAUGACAAAAAUAUGGUGUCAUAAUAAAACCAGGUUUGUUGAUCUUUUAGUUAUGGGCUCAAAGAAUUUAUUCAUCUCUAACAUGACAUUGGAAAAUAAUGGAUGAAAAUAGGAAAAAUGAUUGUUAAUGCUGACUGUGGGUCUUAAAAGGUUCUGGAAAGCAGUAAGUUCAUUUUUCUAAAAACUAUAACAUUCUGUUGGAGUAUUUUCUUCCUUACGUCAAUACUUUUCCUGCAUUAUUUGAAAUUGUGGGCUGGGGAGAAACAGUAGUCAAAGCUUCCUGAAUUGAGAUACUUUGAAAUUCCAAGUGUAGAUUUUUAGAAUGUCAUUUUAUAAAUGGCAGUUUUUGGAAUUACUUGAUAAGAACUUUUGAAAAUGGAAGGAUUAGUAUGGCCUAUUUUUAAAGCUGCUUUGUUAGGUUCCUUAUGUUUUAUUAACUGUCUUUUCUCAGUUUCCAUUUCAUUUUUUUUUUUUCUAGUUUUGGUGACUUAGUGAUUUUGUCAUUUUUUACAUCAACUUCAUGGUCUUGUUUUUACAUGGUAAUUGCAUGUAUUUAGGAUCUAUCUAAUAGGGGCUUUAAAUAAAUUUGGUCAUAUUUAUGUGUAAGCACAUUUUACUGUAAAUGUUUGGGUUUCUGAAUUUAAACAGAUCUGUUUAUUUCAGUAUGUAGUAAACAAUAUCUUAAAGUGUCCGAUUCACUACUUGUUAAUUAAAAAAGUUAUGAUUAAUGUGAAACUGUUGUCUUACUAUUUUUAGAAAAUUGUGUUCUGGAUGAUUAGCACAUGGAUAAAGGAGAUUUCUGGAAUAUAAAAUGGAUUGUUUUUGAAAUUUCUAGGUUUGGCUCUAUUUACUGUAAUGGUUGAAAACAAUUUAGCAUUUGGGUGACCCUUUUGUUUUUCUUCUAAAUGUGCCUCUGGUAAAAUACAGAACUAGACUAAAGAUGUAGCUUUUUAAUAUUUGUCUUUUGAUGGUGGCAGGAGUUCAUACAUUAAUUGAACUAACACAUCAUAUUUUGACCUACUAUUUCUAUCAUAUUGACUUACUGUUUCUGCACUUCUUUGACCAGACUUAUCUUAAAAAGUCCACUUUUGUUAAAAUGUAGUCACACCUCUGAUAUAAUCCAACAAAAAGUGUUCAAAAUAUUUUAAAUAUUUGUGCAUUUUAUAAUCACUAAAUUAAUCUCUCUCUCUUCUCUUUAAACAGCUUAGCAGUGUCUGCAAAAACGAAUCUUUUCCUACAACCUGUUAACUGACUGGACUGUUGGUAACAAAGUAAUUGUGAGAACCAUGUCGGUCAAAAAUUUGGCAUCUGCUGAAAAAAAUGAAUGCCAUUUUCAAGUUCCCAAAUUACUUCUAUACUGAUUUCACUUUCCAGAAAUGGAGAUAUGAAAAGAUUCUCUGGAAUCCUUGAAAGACUUAAUAGAGAUACAUGAGACUAAGUUAAUCUUGGAACAAAAUUAUACUUUUUUUGUCUUUCAUGGGAGUGAUACUCAGUUAUUGCAUAUCUUUACAAAAUUGUAACCUUUGGAGAAUUACAGUAUUUCAUCAAGAAAUUAGAGUUUUUACAUAAUCAAGAGCAUAUUCUAUGGAAUUAACAUUUAGUGGACUAGAAUUACAUAAGCAGGCCAUCAGUGAUCACAAGGCAUAUGAGUUUGUAUUUAUUUCCUGGAACAUGAGAGCUAAUUUGGAGUACAGACAGACACCCUGCUGAGUAGAAUAUAAAAGUUAAUGUAAAGUUCUGAACUAUAAAGAGUAGUCCUUUUAAAUAGAUGCAUUGAUUUGUAUAUCUUUGAAAAAGUUGAUUAUGAUUAAAUGUGUGGGUAGUUAAUUACAAUUUAGGGUAACAACCAGGAUGUAUGGAUUCUUGAGGUUUUGGCUUCUUGAGCUUUCUCUUGAGUACUUGAUACUGUUUUCUGAAUAUUUUGAGGUUUCUAAUUAAUGGUAUGCUAGUUUCUACUGUUUUAUAUAAAAAUUUAUCUAGUGUUGUAUAAGGACUUUAGUAUUGUGGAUGAUGGGAGUGGCUUUUUGUGGCAUAUGGUUGUUUUAAUUGAAAUAUUUUUUCAGUUUAUUACAAGUGUGAAAAAACACUCAAAACUCUGGAUUGUUUUAUUUCAUUUUUGUUGGAUUAUGUUAAUACAUUCCUUCACGUGAUUUAGAUUGAGUCAUUUUAUCUCACUUGGAAAUGUGCAGCUGAUAGAAGAGGGAUUGGGUAGGAGAUUGGCUUUUACUUCAUAAUAAAUAUACAGUUGGUUAUUGUAUUAUUCAAAACUUAUUAAUUCCAUUCAGUUUCUUACCAUUUUAAGUGUAUUCAGUGCCUGUGAAGCCAGGCAGCAAAGAGUAUUCCCACUGGCUUAAAACUUAAGCGCUGAUGCUCCUACAGUACAGCUAGUUAUAAUUCCAGAACCAAAGGCACCAACAUUAUUUGGUGACCUUAACUACUACUUUGAUAGAACAGACUGGGUAAUUCACUGAUAAUGAGUCAUUAUCUUUUUAAUAUGUGAUUAUCUAGUUCAGCAUUUUGAAUGUGUAGUUUAAGGUCUGAUUUAGUAAAAUUUUAAAGCUAAAUAAUCUGAUGACUCUUGAAAGUUUAAUUGGUAGUAUGACAUUUAUGUUUUUUUCCCCCAGACUCAUAGCCAAUACAAAGUUUUGAGACUCCUAAAUGUUAAUAUUUUUGCUGUUUUUCUGAGCUGUUUUUUUAUUUACUUACCACCUAAGCUGCGGAUCAAAAAGGGAAUUCUUCCAUUAGAAAUUUGUAGUGUUAUGUGUGGCCAGCACAGUAUUUUUCAGAUUUGAAUUUCAGUACCUCUAUGUGUAGCCUCAGUACUCUCAACACCAGUCACUCUUUAUUGUCUUAAAAUAUUCCAUACUUUUUGUUGACCCAAAAUUGUUGAAAAUAUUUUGCUCAGUUUUCACAAUGAACUAAUUGAAAAGUGUAGUUACUGUGUUGUAAACAUUUGUGUAGUUCUGUUAAUACACUGAUUUGAAUUUUAUUUAUCUCAA
Messenger RNA from Pan troglodytes (chimpanzee), 6404 nucleotides. RefSeq names its product CREB/ATF bZIP transcription factor (gene CREBZF). Gene Ontology annotation, biological process: regulation of DNA-templated transcription. The transcript is spliced from 3 exons. The record is from RefSeq and is a predicted model, not a curated record. Gene Ontology annotation, molecular function: DNA-binding transcription factor activity. Bases 1593 to 2669 code for a protein of 358 amino acids. NCBI's taxonomy places the organism in Eukaryota, Metazoa, Chordata, Mammalia, Primates, Hominidae.